AUGGUGUAUUGUGCGGCAGCUGAAUGCAAGAACGCCACAGGGUGUGGGAAGAGCUUUUUCAAUUUUCCGAAAGAUGAAACAAGGAGAAAAGAAUGGGUUAGACGAGUUAACAGAGGCGGACCGAAACCUGGCCAGCUCUGGCAACCCUCAAAAUGGUAUCGUCUGUGUUCCGACCAUUUUGAGAACUGUUUUGAGAAAGAUUUGGCAGAUUCCAUCGGAUUCAAAGAGGUACUUCGACCGAAGUUGAAGCAAGAUGCAAUCCCGACUAUUUUCAAGACUCCCAAUAAAAUUAUUAAGAAUCGAACACACAGGAGGAGUGCUUUCGAUACACGCCGAAGGUUGGAGACUGUAUCCGAAUUGCUGGAAGCCUCUGGUAGCACUGAAGAGACAACGCCAGAAGUAGGAGGAGUUGGAGUUGAUGAUGAUAUUGCUGAACCUGAAGAAAGUGUGCUCGUGCUGUUGUGGGGUUUGGCCCUGCCGCAAUUAUUGGUUCAAACUGGUAUGGUCUGA
Molecule: messenger RNA, 510 nt
Organism: Penaeus monodon (black tiger shrimp)
Lineage: Eukaryota; Metazoa; Arthropoda; Malacostraca; Decapoda; Penaeidae
Product: THAP domain-containing protein 10-like
Exons: 2
Coding region: 1-510 (169 amino acids)
Source: RefSeq, a predicted model, not a curated record